Messenger RNA from Sphaeramia orbicularis (orbiculate cardinalfish), 3634 nucleotides. Its product is annotated as angiomotin-like 2a. Bases 280 to 2400 code for a protein of 706 amino acids. The transcript has 11 exons. Gene Ontology annotation, cellular component: plasma membrane; bicellular tight junction; cytoplasmic vesicle. Gene Ontology annotation, biological process: regulation of cell migration; establishment of cell polarity involved in ameboidal cell migration; angiogenesis. Lineage: Eukaryota; Metazoa; Chordata; Actinopteri; Kurtiformes; Apogonidae. The record is from RefSeq and is a predicted model, not a curated record.
ACCUCAGUCCCUCCUCGGUUACUUAUUAUCGCCGCCUGCUCUCUCCACAGUCAUUUCACAGCAAAGGCAGGACCGAGGCACACGAAGAUGAAACACGACUGACUCGGACAAACUCAUGGAUACAGUGGAAUAAGUCUGAGUUUGACUUCGACAACAAGAACAAGAACAAGGGUUUUGUUAUGAUGAGAGCGUGAGCUGGUUCACAGCUGUUAAUUUAAGUAUUUUUGAUCUGAGAAAGAGACGAUUUCCAAGAGAGAAUAACAACGUUCACAAACCAACAUGUCAUCCACUGAAGAGCCGUCUGGAACGGUCCUGCACCGGCUCAUCCAGGAGCAGCUCCGCUAUGGAAACCCCACAGACACCCGCACACUGUUAGCCAUCCAGCAGCAGGCCCUGCGAGGAGGCAGCGGAAGUAACAGUGGACCCAGCAGCGGAGGCGACAUGGGCAGAAGUCCACGAUCCUCUUUGGAGAGUCUCACCCAGGAGGACCCUUCAUUCCCUCAACUCUCUGCGAGGCAGGAGCCCCAGGGUCAGGAGCACCAGGGUGACUACCACCACUCAGAGAGUGGUUAUCAGCUCUACCAGCUGCAUGGAGAGGAGCUGCCAACCUAUGAGCAGGCCAAGGCACAUUCUCAGUAUCUGGCCUCUCACUGGGCCCCUACUGGCACAGGCCCCAUCCGGCAGCUCCAUGAGGGGAAGCUCCUGCAUGAGGGGGUCUUCCACGAAGAGGCAGAUGUGAUGGAGCUGAAGUGCAGCCAUGUGCGGUCACUCAGUGAACAUCGCAUGCAGAUAUCUUUGGAGAGGAAUGAUGCAGCUGCCAAAGCAGAGGCCAUCAAAAACACCUCACACAGCUACCCUGAACUGCCCUACUACACCCCACAAAGCCUGCAGAGCAUGGGGCCGAACCCGGACAAGCGCAGCCCACCACCAGAAUACUCAGCACCCAUUCAGGGACAUGGAUUUAUCCCCCACCAGGUCCAGGAGCCAGUGCACAUACAGCAGCACAGGUAUAUUCAGUCUGACCAACCAACUGAAGUCCCUUGCUACAAUGCAUUCAACAGCCUGCCACCUGCUGGCUUGGAAGAACCCAACCAAGUGGAGCUGUUGCUGAUAGAGAAUGAGAGGCUGAGGCAAGAGCUCGAGGUUCACCGGGAAAAGACCGGACGUAUUCAAAAGUUGGAGCAGGAGAUCCAGCGAAUUUCCGAGGCCUACGAGACACUGAUGCAGGGAAGCAGUAAGAGAGAGAACCUGGAGCAGACACUGAGGAGGAAGCUGGUAGCAGAGGUCAGGAGGCUUCAGGACUUCAACAGAGACCUGAGAGAAAACCUGGAAAAUGCCAGAACACAUGUUGCAAAAGAAGUAGAGGCUGCUGACCACAACCAGCACAUCAUGGCUAAACUCCUUGAACAAAAUGAGGAGCAGAACAGUGAACGUGAGCGUGUAGAGCGGGAGCUGCAGCGAUUGAGGAUAACAGCGGAGGAGCAAAGCCUCAGGGCCAAGCGACUCGAGGAGGCCCUGGAGGCAGCUCGCGGACGUGGGCGUCAGCUUGAGGAGGAACUGAGGAGAAAGAGAGCUUACGUAGAGAAGGUGGAGAGGCUUCAGAGUGCCCUGGCUCAGCUACAGUCCACUUGUGAGAAGAGGGAAAGCCUGGAGAUGAAGCUGAGGACUCGACUAGAGCAGGAGCUGAGGAGCUUGAGGGCCCAGCAGAGGCAGUCCCAGCCGCCAGGAGUCACCAUGAGCUCCCUCCAAGAGCGGCUGCAUGAACGGGAAGAGCGUAUCCUGGCCCUUGAGGCUGACAUGGUACGCUGGGAGCAAAAGUACCUGGAGGAGAGCACAAUGAGGCAGUUUGCCAUGGAAGUGGCUGCCACUGCUGCUGCCCAGAGAGACACCACCAUCAUUAACCACUCCCCCUGCCACUCUUCUAACAACAGUUUCAAUGAUGACCUGCCGGUUGCUGACUACAGGAAUCAAGAAAUGGAAAACAGGAUCCGCGCUCUUUAUGCUCAGAUCUUGGAGAAGGAUGCAGUAAUCAAGAUCCUCAACCAGCGCCUGUACCAGGACCAAGGAAGGAAAGAGGAACUAAAUCCUUGUUCAAAGCUCUUAAGUAACGUAGGGGCACCUCUACGACCUGCCUCCUCCACUCCUUCUAUUAGCACCUCCAAGAGCACCACCAAGAGCAGAGGUAAGAGCCUCUCAGAUGAUCAGACUUUGCCAAACCGACAGUUCUCCGCUCAGUCUGAACCCGGAACAUUAGAACGGCAGAUGGCAGGAACCAAAGCCAAAGAGACUGCCAGCAUAACUAAGCUCAACACUGACAAGGCAGUGCCUAGGAAGUUGCUAUUAAACCCGUUCAGAGGCCUGGAUGAGUUGGAGUCAGAGGCAGUGGAAAUCUUCAUUUAGGGAAGUCAGAGGUGGAUGUUGAAUGAGGAAUCUGUGAAGUCUUUGAGUAAAAGAAUGGAAGAAAAUACUGUAUGCAAGAAACAAGAAUGUUGUGGAAAAAGGCCAAAGCAUGAAAAAAGGACUUAAGAUUUUAGAGACAGAGCUGUGCUCUGACUCACUCGCUCUCACUUAGAGCUGGACAGCUGCAGGCAGACUGUCCAGCGGGGGGAGAAAAGAUGAAUCUUCCGAGGUACUUGGACAGUAUUGUGGAUUGUAAUAGGGCAACAUGUUCUCAGAGAGUGUAUGCCAAAAUAUUUAUAUACUACAAAUAUAUAUUAUUGCUGCUUUCCCCUGCUUUGUUACCCCUUUAUCUCCUUUCUAAAUGAAUUCAAAAAGCUACAUAUUUAUCUUAUCUGGUUUCCACGUUCCCCAAGUAUUAACUUGAGCCUCCUGCUCCUUUAGAUAAAUAUCAAAUACUAAGUUAAUCUGUGGAGUCCAGACUUGCAUUCCCCUCCUUUCCCAAAAAUGUGGUGUUAAUCUGAGUAACCUCAUUCCCAUUACAUGGAUCUGUUUUUAGAGAUACCCUGUUUAACAAUUUAAGCUUAUAACACAUAAGACACUGUUAGUGAAAUGCUCUUCCUGUUCAUGUUCUUUAAGCUUCAGUAGCUGGUUCUGCAAAGGCUUAAAAUAUGCAACAGUAAGAUGCUUAAUUAAUAUAUAAAAACUUUCUCUUUUUUUGCCAAACUGAAACGAAGUGUGUAUUUUUGGGAGGGUGUUGCAUCUGGUGUUGAUUUCAUCCUUUUUUUUUUUUCUGAUUUCCUUUUUGUUCUCAAAGUAUGUUGCAUUGUGUGAUUAUGGUAUGUGAGUGUGUUUCCUGAUAGGGGGAUUCUGCUGGUUCGGAUCACCCUGGGGGUAAAAGUUGAAAACAACACCAUAUUGGUUUUUGUUUACUGUGAGCUUUGAACUAACAAACAGGUUAAUUAUUAUUAUUAUUAUUAUUAUUAUUAUUAUUAUUAUUAUUAAAUAUUUUAUACAGAUGUUUGUAUUGUUAUUUUAGAUAUGAUAGUGCUUUGAGCAGGAUGCCAAAGAGUUUAUGUAUGUUUGUUGUAAGUUAUGUGUUGACAAUCACGGUCAUGUCUUGCUGUACACAACCAACCAAGUGAUGACUUCAAAUGACAUUUCUGUGAACAUAUGAAGGUUUUUACAGUUGAACUCAACAUUUCAUAAAGCAAUAAAAUAUUCAAAUACACACUGA